This is a messenger RNA of Arabidopsis lyrata subsp. lyrata, 1784 nucleotides long. RefSeq lists its product as uncharacterized. Gene Ontology annotation, cellular component: endoplasmic reticulum tubular network. The record is from RefSeq and is a predicted model, not a curated record. Gene Ontology annotation, biological process: endoplasmic reticulum tubular network organization. The transcript is spliced from 5 exons. NCBI's taxonomy places the organism in Eukaryota, Viridiplantae, Streptophyta, Magnoliopsida, Brassicales, Brassicaceae. Bases 255 to 1490 code for a protein of 411 amino acids.
AAAUAAUCCCAAAAGCUUUGAGUAAUUUCUGCGUUUCCUCUUUGCCUUCUCCAAGAGGAAGAAGAAAACUUUGGCAGAGAGCGAAGCAUCACACUUUCUUGGCCUCCUCUUCACGACUUUCGAAGAAGAAGUCUCCUUCUCCAACGAAUCUCAGAUCAGCCGAAGAAAUUCUUUCUAACUUCAUCAUCAACGAUAGAUUCUGUAGUUUGAUUUUCAGAGUAGUAGUAGUGUAAAGUCGGCGCAAGGAAUCGGAAAUGGCGGUGGGAGAGAAAGAGCACGAAGGAACGGUGGCUGAGAGCGGCGGCGAGAAGAAUGAUUCCGCCGUUGUACUCUCUGCUUCCGGCGAGAAGAAGACGACGAAGCGUAAAGGUUUGUUCUCGCGUAUUUGGAAUGCGAUAUUUAGGGUUAGAGGUGACGAUUUCGAGAAGAGACUUAAGAAUAUCUCAAAGGAAGAAGCGACUGUUCGUAAUAGAAUGAAGCGUAGAUCGAUUACAAGGAGGAACUUCAUUAGAAAUCUCAUCGCUUUCUCUGUCUUCUUUGAGGUAAUUGCAGUGAGUUAUGCAAUCAUGACAACCAGAGAUGAGGAUUUGGAUUGGAAACUGAGGAGUUUCAGGAUCUUGCCAAUGUUUCUUUUACCUGCUGUUGCCUUUCUUCUCUAUUCUUCACUCGUUGGUUUCUGGAGGAUGUGUGACCGCAGAGAUCAGCAUACCUUGGAAAAGCUUCAAGCAGAAAUGUUGGGAAAGAUCAAUGAGUUAAAGGAAAGGACCAAUUAUUACAUUACACAACAACUUAUUCAGAGGUAUGACCCUGACCCAGCUGCAAAGGCGGCUGCUGCAACUGUUCUGGCAUCCAAGUUGGGUGCUGAGUCAGGCUUGAAAGUAUUUGUAGGAGAUGAAUCCCAACUUGACCCCACCCCAGGCAAGAGCAAUGACAUGGAAGCCAAACACUCACGAGGGCUCAGGAACCGAAGACAACCAAAUACAAAACACAACAGUGCUGGGACCACUCCAACCCAUCAUUCUGAUAAUGAGUCUAACCAUUCAGGGACAAGCGAAAGAAUCACCGGCACAGAGCAAAACCAACAGUUGGUGUUUGAGCAUUUUAAUCCUCAUGGAUAUGCUGCUCAUGAUGGUACCUGGAUCUCACGCAUCGCAGCUCUCCUUGUAGGCGAAGAUCCAACUCAGUCAUAUGCACUCAUCUGUGGAAACUGCCGUAUGCAUAACGGACUCGCCCGGAAAGAGGAUUUCCUGUACACUACUUACUACUGUCCUCAUUGUCGAGCUCUGAACAAGCCGAAACAUUCAGAAGAGCAUUUACUUAUUACUCCUGCAGAUACACUCCCUAAAGUUUCUCUGAAGCCAAUGAAAAGGGAAGUGAUCAAUAGCAGUAGCUCGACGAGUGAAUGCGGUAACAGUCCAAUCCCUUUGUUAAAAACUCCAGAAAUCGUGGAAGAAGUCCCAGAAACAGCUGAGAGCGAGACACCAAACUGACCUGAGAAAAGAAGGCUUUCAAGUGUUUGUGCUAAAAGAGAGACAAAGGGAGAGAUAGAAUAUGUGAUAUGGUUGUGUUAAAAUGAGGUUGAUAUGCUAAAAUUUGUAGCUGCUUGCAAUUUUGAUUGUGGAAUGUUCUUACCGAUGAAAGUUCGCUCGCAGUCGACAAUCAUUUCGCGGUGGAAAAUCAUAUAGCAUCAAAUUUCUUCUCAGUGGAAAUCUGUAGCUGCGUGUAAUAUAUUUCACUGAACUAUCUAUUCCAAAGUCUUCGAUAAUCAUCUCAACAAAUUCUUA